AUGAGCUGGGCUAAGAAAUACCUGUUUUGGAUCUUCAAGGGGUCCAAAAAGUCCAUUGUUGAUCAACUAGAGGACAUUGAUGAUGAAAUUUUGGAACUGGAAAGUGAUCGGUCUAACAGUAUAGACUCAGAAAAACAAUUCGUUUUCCGACUUAUUUUCUACUCAUUCAUAUUCUUUGGCUUGAGUUUUAUAACAGUUUAUUACUACUACUGGCCAAGUACAGUAGCUGGAAAGGUGGUGAUAUCUAUGAUAUUUGCUGUAUAUCCUUUUUGUGUAUAUUUCCUGAAGUAUAUCUUUCGGAUUAUGUUCACUAGACGCGUAAAUAAGACGAAUGAAAAACUAAAAAAGCUCCGAGCUGAUAAACAGAAAUUGUUAGAAGAGGUGAUGGAAAAGGAGACGUUCAACAAGGCCCAACAAAUCCUCAAACGUUUUGAUCCAUUAACAUUUGCUUCUAUAGCUGUUGAGGAAAAGAAGACCCCCAAACCGGUUUUCGGGUCGAUGAUUAACCUCGUUACUCCACAUUCUGAAGUACGCCGUAGAAAUAAUUCGGGGGAUAAACAUUUAACUCCAGGAUUGUUAGGUUCAAGUUUAACUGCACAGUCGAGUACCCCUAUGGUCGGGAGUAAUCAAACAUUGUAUUCUAAAAAACCGCGGUUAUUACGACCGCUUUUACCUAGAGAACGUUCAAUUAUUGAUAAAGUUUUAGAUGCAUUAGUUGGUGAUGGUCCCGAUAAACGAUUUGCACUAAUUUGUAAUGAAUGUUCAUCACACAAUGGAAUGGCACUACAGGAAGAAUUUGAAUAUUUAGCAUUUCGAUGUUGUUAUUGUAAUCAUUUUAAUCCAGCACGUAGUACACGAUUGAAGACAGGAUUAUCAACAGAAAAUAUAGAGAAUACAAAUGAUUUGUUAAAUAAUUCAAAAACAACACCUUCUUUACUAUCAACUAAAUCAAAUCUUAAAAGAAUGAAUGAAGCAAUUCAAAGAAGUUCAAAAACUAAUUUAUAUAGUCAUGAUAGUGAUGAUAAUGAUAGUGUUCUUGGUAAUAAUGAAACUGUGGUUUGUGAUUCUCAUGAAAUCUCAAUUAAUACAUUUAAUGAACAAUUGAAUUUAAAAGAUAGCGCUGAUGUGGAUAAGUUUAGAGAAUCCAUGGAAUAA
This is a messenger RNA of Schistosoma mattheei, 1155 nucleotides long. Lineage: Eukaryota; Metazoa; Platyhelminthes; Trematoda; Strigeidida; Schistosomatidae. The record is from the annotation of a GenBank genome assembly.